GCCAUAUGCUUGUUUCGAUGUAUUAACAUCCGGUCACCAUCUCCUACAAUUUGCUCGAAGACUUUUCUGUUCUACUUCAUCAUGAGUGACGAGGAAGGCGGCCAUCUUUUUGAUAGGCAAGUCUGGAGGAGGAAGUCAUAUUGGGAAGUCCCGAUCAAAGAGUAUGCCCAUACCAUCGUUGAGAUGGAGGAAGUGAAUCGGGUCAUGACCAAGGGUUGCAAGUUAGACGCUUGCCUGGAUUGGUUCAUCUAUUGCCUGAAAGAGGCCAACAUAACCUAUGUCCGGCGUAUGGAUGCCCCCGCCACCUUCGUAACAACCGAGGGUUCCAGAUUGGAGGAAUUCAAAGAAGAACUGCGGGAAAACUUAAAUCGCUUGAUUCCUGGCUAUCUUGAUGAUGAAUCGGACAUUUUGCAGGUCAAGGAGUUGAUGAGCAGACUGGAGAGUCGAUGGCAUAAAGUCCGAGUCAGUAGUGAUACCAAGGAGCGAGAUGGAGCUUUCAAUGCGCUUUUGGAUACUCUAAUGGAGAAGCAUUGUCACCAGUCGAGUGAACAUGUGAGAACCUCUUUAACCCCUGAAUUGCAAGAAACACAAGACAGCUUUGUGGACUCCUGUCUUCAACUGAAGACGUUCAUUGAGGGGGAGCGAACUACGGCUUCCUAUGCAUGUGGGGGUAGCAUCCCUAUUGCCCAAACAGCUGCAUUACCUGAGAACCACCCGCGAGUAUCUGGUCCCAUCAACAUCUUCUGGUCGAUUGAAGAUGGCUCAGCGAGACGUUUGUCGCUACCUCUUAGAACAGACGCCGAAGAUGCGAGCCCCGAGGUGUUACAGCACCUGAUUGCCAGCUGUGGUCCAGCCAAUUUUGGUCGCGGAGAGCAGAACGUCAUGGAUCUAUCCUACCGAAAAGCCGGAAAACUCGACCCGGAAAACUUCGCCACAAGCUUCCACCCUGCUGACUUUGGAAUUAUCGAAGCUAUUGAGAAAGUGUUGCUUCCUGGAAUGCUCGGUAAGGCAACGAAUAAAUUAGGAUCGCGCAAGAUCUAUGCAGAGCUUUACAAGAUGAAUAUUUACUCGGGGCCAUCUGGGCUCUUCCGUAGCCACGUUGACACUCCCCGCUCUCAGACCCAAGUUGGUUCCUUGGUUGUUUGUCUCCCUGCUCGUUUCAGUGGUGGAAACCUCCUCGUAAGGCACCAGGGCAGGGAGGUGAACUUUGACUGGGCUGCAGGGAGCGAGACUAGCAUCCAGUGGGCUGCCUUCUACAGUGACUGUGAACAUGAGAUCAAAACCAUAACCGAGGGAGAUCGGAUCACGUUAACCUAUAAUCUGUACGUGUCAAACGGCGGAGAAAGCGUGCUUCAUUCGAUAAUCGAUCCCAAGUCCCUACCAUUGUACGGCUGGGUCAAGGACCGCCUCAUGAAACCAGGAUUUCUGGACGACGGUGGUGUUCUCGGCAUAUUCUGCUCACACGCCUACCCACAUACCUCCAAAGCCACCGUCCAUGAUCUCCCAAGAGGGCUUAAAGGAUCAGACGUGGUAUUAUAUUCUAUUUUCCAGUCCCUGGGAUUAGACGUGCAGGUUCUACCCGUCUUGGAAAGCCGCGGGAUGUAUAUCCCCGAAAAUCCCAAGUUAGGGCUCACAGGGCGCAUGGGAGGCAAACGCCGAUUUGGCUAUCUCGGUGAGUGGGACGACGAAGAACGCUUUUGCAAUGAUCUUCAGCCAUACUUGGCCAGGAAUAAGCGCCUUACCGUCAACUUUUCGGAAGUACUGCCAGAAAAGUCCAGCCGAGAGGACCUUGCUGAUAUCGACCGACGGUGGAAGCUCUUGAAGAUGACACGACAUUUGAAGAGUAUGGAUGAGGCAAUUUCUUUUGCUCGACGUGAAGGUCUCCCAUACAGAGAGGACAGCUGCUUUGCGGAAGGAGGAGCGCAGAUUGGACCAUGCCUGCGACCUUACGAGACGACGGAAUUCGGGAACGACAUGGAGAUGGACGAGGUAGUCCGCCAUGUGUGGCCCGCAUAUUAUCUCCCCGGGGUUACAUGGAUCACGGAGCCAAAGCACGAGGAGAUGGCGUUCAGUCACGUCACAUACGGAAAUGAAGCUGGGAUCGGAACCAGAUACUCGUGCGCUGCUAUUUUCGCGGUGAUACCCCCCUGGGAUCGAAGAGAUAAACUUCAUGGUGAUGCAUCCGAGGAUACAUAAUUAGGGCUAAGGUAGCCUACUUGGAAGGUUUAACUGGCGGGAAACAGUCUUUUAGAUGAAUGCUCGACGGAUUGACAAAGCCUUCAAUUUCCUUAACUUUUUUCAGUUUUCUUUGGCCUCAGUGUUAG
This is a messenger RNA of Aspergillus pseudonomiae, 2324 nucleotides long. RefSeq lists its product as uncharacterized. The transcript has 5 exons. The record is from RefSeq and is a predicted model, not a curated record. Bases 82 to 2196 code for a protein of 704 amino acids. NCBI's taxonomy places the organism in Eukaryota, Fungi, Ascomycota, Eurotiomycetes, Eurotiales, Aspergillaceae.